This is a messenger RNA of Synchiropus splendidus (mandarinfish), 2701 nucleotides long. Its product is annotated as H-2 class I histocompatibility antigen, Q7 alpha chain-like. Lineage: Eukaryota; Metazoa; Chordata; Actinopteri; Syngnathiformes; Callionymidae. The transcript has 9 exons. The record is from RefSeq and is a predicted model, not a curated record. Gene Ontology annotation, cellular component: external side of plasma membrane. Bases 115 to 1311 code for a protein of 398 amino acids. Gene Ontology annotation, biological process: immune response.
UUCUCUGAGUUGAACUGGAUCACUUUCAUUUUUCAUACGUUUAUCUGGUCCUCGUAUGAUCACACGCAGUGUGCUUGUCUGCGACCGAAAACGGCUAAACCCAACAUGAUUUAGAUGGCGACAAGACUCUUCUUCAUUUUGGCUAUUUUGGGGCUGAAUACCGCAAAUGCAGGGAAUCACUCUCUCACCUAUCAGGCAACUGCAUCAUCUGGAGUUCAUCACUUCCAUUUCAUGGAGGUUGGUUUGGUGGAUGGUAUUGAGUUCACUUGCUACAACAGCAACAGCAGCGGAGUCAAACCCAAACAAGACUGGAUGACUCGACUCACUGAUAAGACAAAAUAUUUAGAGACAGAAACACUGAGGUGCUGGAACGACCAGUUGUUCUGCAAGAACCUCAUAAGAGUUGUUCAACAAAGAUUCAACCUGACUGGAGGUGUCCACAUUGUACAGGUGAUGCACGGCUGUGAGUGGAACGACGAGACUAAUUACUCCACAGGUCAUUAUCAGUACGCUUACGAUGGAGAAGACUUUCUGUCGUUUGACCUGGAGACUCUGUCGUGGGUCGCUAGAACUCUACAGGCUGAAUCCACCAAACACAUGUGGGACAAAAAUGACGGUCGUACCAAAUAUCUACGGUACUACCUGAAGACCCAGUGUCCUGAGCACUUGAAGACGCUUCUGCAAUACGGGAAGAGCUCCCUUCUGAGAACAGUGCUUCCAUCAGUGUCUCUCCUCCAAAAGAGUCCGUCCUCUCCCAUCGUCUGCCUCGCUACAGGCUUCUACCCUCCACGAGCCAAGUUGUUCUGGACCAAAGACGGAGAGGAGCUUCACCAUGGUGUUACAAUUGAAGAGGUCCUCCCCAACCAUGAUGGAACCUACCAGAUGAUGGCUGAGCUGAAACUGCCAGACCCGUCUGAAGACUGGGAGAGGUUCACCUGUGUGUUCCAGCUUGACGGCGUUGAGAAAGACUUGACAACGAACCUGAGCAAAAAUGCCACAUUAACCAACUGGAAGCCACAGGACCAGACCGUCCCCAUCGCUGUCUCAGUGGCUGCUGUUCUGCUCGUCGCUGCUGUUAUUGUAGUGUUCAAGUUCAGAAGAGCAGUUGUUCUGCACGUCGCUGGUGCUGUUAUUGGAGUGUUCAAGUUCAAAAGAGCAGGCAAAAGUGCAGAAACUGACUCCAACAGUUCUGAGGAGGUUCUGAAUCCACUGAAUCCCCCGACUGAAGCUCCUGCACACGACAUUGGGCCUUCAGAGUUGGUUGGUCCCCUGAGUGAACUUCCCAUGGCCUCGAGAAGCAAACAAGAAUGAAUAAAGCAGAUCAGGACUGCGAUUGCCAACCUGGAGCCCGAGCCCACAUUGGAAAGCGUUUUUAGAUUCCACAGGUGGACACAUUUGGUGCUCACACAAAUGUACAAAUGUACUGUAUUCCCAGCAAGAGAUGUGCAUACCGCCGUCUAUUCUCCUUUGUUGUGUACGUAUGUGUCGCCAAUUGCUUAACACACGAGCCAACCCGUGAGCAGUGGCACAGUCGCAGGAGUUAUGGCACAAUACCAGCAGUUUCUCAUGCCUUUGGUCAAGUUGCAAAUGCUUUAGUACAGCCAGGCGAAUUAUUGUACAAUUCUGUGCUGUUUUCUACAUUCACAGUUGCUUAUGUCAUGUAGAUCGAAAUGUAUUAAAGUGCAUGUCUGUUGAUAGUCUCACCCCUCACAAUGUUUUGGCAUCAUUUCAUAGCAUAAGUCCUUCUACCUGAAUGUGAAAAAUGCUGCCAGGUGAGUCUUGUAUUCCUCUAAUUUCUCCAAUCUCUCUCAUGAACGGAAUGCUUUUCUGAAAUAGGUCACAGGUGAAUCUCAUGAACCAUCAACUGGCGAGUAUAUACACAACUAGAGGUCAGCACAAUGUAAUGAUGUCUAACAAUGGAAGGACAAGGAAUUAGACGGUGUCAAUAGUCAGGGAGAAGUAGAGUGAGGCUACAUGGUGGAAGGGUUGGAUGGCAAAAUAAAGGAAGAGGGAGAAGACAUAUGUGCGUUCCUAAUGAGAUAAGAGCCACACUAGUCGUAGUAUGUUCUAAACAUGGGCUUACAAUAGCCACGGCUGGUCGAAGAGUCCAGCCAAAUAUUGGGAGAACAUCUGUGACCUCAAUCAUUCAGCCUUGUCAUCAACAGAACAUGUAGGUACUCAGACAAUAGACACUGUACUGUAAUACUGUAUACUUUCUGUAAUGCUUCAUCCAAUACUUCAGUGUUGCAAUUGCAAUUUACAAUGUACGGUAAGUACUUUAUACAGAGACAGUUUACUGUGGCUUACUCAAUUUUGUGUUUUGCAGUACCAUAUUUUUUCCCACAUAGAACUGCAAACACAACUUCACGGUGGUGGCAGAGGGCGCCUCUUCACACCUGAACAGGAGGAAGCUUUUGACCACAUGAUUGUAGAAAACAAUGCCAUAAGACUGAGGGAGGUCAACAGUGCCAUUAUUGGGGACAACAUUGUUGAGAACAUCCAAAAAGUCAGUGUAGAUACAGUAAUUUGGUGAAAUCAUAUAAUUGUUUCCAUCUACAUUUGACUGUUCUGUGGUGUGUGUGAAGUUCCCAUUGUGACAGCAAAUCAGAGCUUUGAAUGUUAGCGGUGGGAAUUUUGGUAGUUUGUCAACCUAGAGGUAGAUCCCUACUGAGAAGUGUGCAUGUGUGUGUGAUCCAUGCCG